This is a messenger RNA of Symbiodinium natans, 1629 nucleotides long. NCBI's taxonomy places the organism in Eukaryota, Dinophyceae, Suessiales, Symbiodiniaceae. The record is from the annotation of a GenBank genome assembly.
AUGGCGGAGCUUUGGGAGCGCGUGGCGCGCCUGGAGAAGGUCUUAGAGCAGCACAUUGCGGAGUGUGACGUCUUCCGGGACUUCUGGGGCGAGGAUGAGCAGUCCGAUCACCCGGAGAGGGGUGCAGCUUCCCCGGUGGUCACUGAGGCAUGCAUCAAGGAGAUGCCAGACACCAGCAGCCCCGGGUGUUGCGCCGUGCCGGGGACCGCGGCGGAGGCGGCCGCGGGCGAUGAUUCCACGGAGGCGUUGCGGCGCCGCUUGGAGAGGCUGGAACAACUCAUCACCGAGCACGUGCAGUCCUGCUCUCUCUGGAACAACGCAAGGGGGGACGCGGCCCAACCUCCCAAGGAGGCGGCUGCAGACGGCGACUUGAACAAGAUACGACUCUCCGAAGUGUACAAGGACAAUGAGGAGCCGGAUGCGGAUAGCGACUUGAACAAAAUACGACUCUCGGGGGCGCCCAAGUCGUCGCGCGAGGAGCUCGACGCCUUCGGGCCAGUUCUCCCGGCGGCGGUGGGCGCCAGCAUGGAGGACUUGGGCCCCCAGGCCGCGCGUCAAACCCCGGACGCUCCAGGCAUGAUGACGAGCGGCCUCGCGGAGCUCUCCGCCACCUUCAGGCACCUCUUCACACACAAGAGGACGGGGAGUGCCGGCAGCGCCAGCCCUGCGAGCAUCACGCACGUGGACCACGCGUUGCAGGAGUCUUCCUGGGAUGCGCUGCUGCUCCUAGGCUUGCCAGACAUUGGCACUAUGGGCUCCAUGAUGGUGGCCUUCGGCGUCGUCUCGGCUGCCGGUCUGCAGCUGCUGUUCUGCUGGCUGGUGUCCAGCAACCUUCUAUCCGACGACGACAAGUAUGACUUGACCUACUUGAGGGAGUGGCGGAUCUACUACGGCCACAGCGUUCAUUCCUUUGACCAUACCUCCGGCUCCUCACUGGUGAGCAAGGUUUGCAACGGACGGCCUUUUGAACGUGAGUGGUGGAACAACGCUCUUCUCAGCGAGGUGGACGCUUACCUUCAGCCCGUCAUCCCCGGCAUCAAGUACCUUCCGAUCGGCGUGGUGUUGACGAGCAUGGCCAUCCUCAUCUGGUUCUGCUUUAUUCUGCUCGAGCUAGACACCGUCUUUGGCUUCAUGAACGCCAUUCUGCGAGUCCCGCGCACCGGCGCCACCCAGGUGGAGUUCACCGAGUUCGGCCGGAGAGCCUUUAUCAGCAUCAGCUACAAGCGGUUGAUCGCACUCUGCUUCAUGUCCUUCAUCCGCGCCUUCAUCGCGGUGACGCUGGGCGCCUCUGCGGGCUUGUGGCUGGCGAGGACGCGGGACGUGAAUGACAUCCUCAGGGAUGGGGUUUCGCUCAUCUUCAUCCUUGAGAUAGAUGACUUGAUAUACAAGGUACUGGUGCCUUCGCAUGCAAAGAAGUACAUGGCCUCCAUCCAGAAGUUCUUGGUGAAAGAAGAGCAGCAGAUGUACCUCUUCAACCUCGCAAGCCUGCUGAAGCUCUUCGUGCUCUGCGCAGAGCAGGCGGAGAAUGUUCGUGACAUGAUCUGCGGCGGGAAUCGAGACUUCUACGACCUGAAGAACGCGGAGAACAUGUUGCCAGGCAGUGCCAGUUUGGUGGAGGAUGUCCCCUAA